UAGACUUACUUACUUGCAUUUUGCGCGUUUCAUUCCCAUGUUUCAAUUUUUUUUUAUGACGCAGCAAGACCCACAUAGAACAACGUGAUUGUCGCCAUUUUUUGUUGUUAUUGAAAUCUCUCAACCAUGUGACAAAAAAAAACAGCUAGUGAGUAAAUGUAUAAUCUUCCAAUGUAUUUUCGUCUGAUGGAUUAGGCAGGUUCCAUUGACUGAAGACAACAAUAGGCUGUGCAUGCGCAGCAUUUGACAGCUUUAGGACACUGACGCCGCCGUCUGGUUCGCAACAAGUAGGCUACAUUCCUUGGUCUGCAAAUGUUGCGCGGAAUGACAGCGUCUCUGCGCGUAAUGAUACAGAUACAGUCUGUGGUGUCUCAGGCUAUAGUGGAUAAUGGCCAAACUGUUCCGAGCUGUGAUCAUGGGUCCACCAGGUUCUGGGAAGGGGACCAUAUCUGAAAGAAUUGCGCAGAGCUUUGGACUCAAACACUUGUCCAGUGGCGACUUCCUUCGGGAGAAUAUAGCUGCAAAUACAGAGGCUGGUGUUCUUGCUAAGACCUACAUAGAGAGGGGUCUGAUGGUGCCGGACCAUGUGAUGACACGGCUCUUACUGCCCAGGCUGGAGGAGAUGACUCGCCACAGCUGGCUGAUGGAUGGGUUUCCCUGUACCCUAGCCCAGGCCAAGGCUCUGAACAGUACCUGUGAUCUGGACCUGGUCAUCAGCCUCAACAUCCCUUAUGAGACCCUGAAGGACCGGCUGAGUGACCGCUGGAUCCACCCAGCCAGCGGCAGGGUCUACAACAUGGGAUUCAACCCUCCACGCGUACAGGGCAGGGAUGACCUCAGCGGAGAGCCUCUGAUCCAGCAUGAUAAUGACCAACCAGAGGCCCUAGUGGCCAGACUGAGGCACUACAAGGACGUGGCCAAGCCAGUCAUAGACCUGUACAAGUCAAAGGGCAUCCUGCACACGUUUUCUGGCACAGAGACCGACAGGAUCUGGCCUUACAUCAACUCUCUUCUCAGCACUAAGAUCCUUAGCAGACCUGAGAUGGACACACAGCACAUCCCAAUGCCCUGAGCAGAGCAGAGGUGACACAGUAGGAGUGCAGGCCAUGCACAUGAGCUGUUAGGAGCCUCUUUAGCUUGGCAGUUGCUACCAAAACAUGUCUGCAAAUACAAUCGUAUGCACUACAUACAGGUGAAGUCAAAAGUUUACAUACACUUAGGUUGGAGCCAUUAAAACUUGUUUUUCAACCACCCCACAAUUUCUUGUUAACAAACUAUAGUUUUGGCAAGUCGGUUAGGACAUCUACUUUGUGCAUGACACAAGUAAUAUUUCCAACAAUCAUUUACAGACAGAUUAUCUA
This is a messenger RNA of Oncorhynchus tshawytscha (Chinook salmon), 1361 nucleotides long. Its product is annotated as adenylate kinase 4. NCBI's taxonomy places the organism in Eukaryota, Metazoa, Chordata, Actinopteri, Salmoniformes, Salmonidae. Bases 389 to 1072 code for a protein of 227 amino acids. The transcript has 6 exons. Gene Ontology annotation, cellular component: cytoplasm; mitochondrion. Gene Ontology annotation, molecular function: ATP binding; AMP kinase activity; nucleoside diphosphate kinase activity. Gene Ontology annotation, biological process: nucleobase-containing compound metabolic process. The record is from RefSeq and is a predicted model, not a curated record.